UUGCCGCGAGAGAGUCGUAAUUUUCAUUUCCAAAAAAUACGUUCGCCAAUUUUUGCAUAUUUUGCGUAUAUAGCAAAUGUUCUAGAGCCGAAAAUAUAAAACUUUCGAAUUGUAAAUAUUACGGAGAACCUUGAAAAAAAGUAAACUGAGUAAAGCGCUUUGUGAAAGAAAUCAAUUGAAAUCAAACAACGCAGUUGGCAAAGCUGAGAAUAAUAUGUUUACAUCGCCCAAGCUAUGCCGGGAAUUGAAAUUUUGGAUUUGUACGUUUGUUUUAAUAUCAACUUUAUUUCGCAUUUUCGAUGCUGUGCCGGCACCAGCCACUAACACAAAUGGAUCGGGUGAAAACGACCCAUGUGUGGUGAAACAAGGAGUUUUUGGAAAAUGUACUCUACCCCGAAAUUGUCCCGAUCUCAUAACGCAAAUGCAAAAUUUGGGACUUUCAAAAAAGGAUGUGGUCCACUGUGGUUUCACCACCUUUGAAGAAAUAAUUUGCUGCCCUGUGGCAGCGGAUACAAAUGUUUUAGGAAUUUUUAAUACCACAAAUGAUUUUAUAAAGAAUAAUAGGAAUUCGAAUGGCGGCAACAAUGAACGCGGAGAUUUCGGCGCCCAAGAGCGCAAAGCGCUGAAAGCAUGUCGCUUACUCGAGGACUUUACAGAGCCAUUCCCCGUGCCGCAUAUACUUGGCGGCUCACCGGUUGCGCCGGGCGAAUACCCGCACAUGGCUGCAAUCGGUUACGCAUCCAUUAAUGAACGAGGCCCGCCCUAUGAUAUACGUUGCGGUGGCACACUCAUAGCCAAACGUUUUGUGCUCACGGCGGCGCAUUGCGUUAAUCGACGUGACAGCGUGCCGGCUAUUGUGCGUUUGGGCGUGACCGAUUUUAAUAAUGCCGACCAAAUGAAAAAUGCUGUCGAUAUGCCCAUUGAGUUGGUGCACAUCCACAAGGACUAUAACAGCCUGCAGAAGUAUGACGAUAUUGCCAUAAUCGAGCUAAAAAAUGACGUCGAGUACUCCUCGCUGGUAUUUCCAGCUUGCCUGCAUACAGACCUGGCUGAUCCGCCGCUAAGCGCGCAACUCAAUGUAACUGGCUGGGGUACAACUAACUUGAGAACACGUGAAAAAUCCAACGUUCUACUCACGGCACGUGUUAAGAUUUUUUCCUUAGAAGACUGCAAUGCCGCCUAUACGCGCCUAGGUAUUUUACCCGCGCGCGGAAUAUUGCCCACACAAAUGUGCAUUCAUGAUCCAGAUUUGAUCAGUGACGCCUGUUGGGGCGACUCCGGUGGACCGCUCAAUCUCAUAAUCGACGAAAAAUAUCGCAAAAUGCAGGUUAUUGGCAUAGUCUCGGCUGGAAGUGGUUGCGCGACGACCACGCCUAGUUUGUAUACACGAGUUGCGUCGUAUUUGGAUUUUAUAGAGGAUAUCGUGUGGAAGGAUUUAUGAAAUUUUAGUAUAUAAAGGGUGGUCCAGAGACAAGUUUCUUUUUGAAUCGUAUGUUGGUUUGGCAUUGCCUGUUCUUACACACUCGUGUUUGACUUAAGGUCGGAAUUAUAUCUGCCAAUGGAAAUGAGUCACCUUAUGACUGAACAAAUCCUACAAAAAUAAGUGUUUACAGAAAUUAGAGUGGGGUUAAGGUAGUAGCAUACGUCGAUGACUUGGUCCUGAUGGUAUCGAGACCGUUUCCCUCAGUCAUGGCUGAGAUUUUGGAAAGGUCCCUGGCUGUACUCAGUCGCUGGACUGCCACUUGCGGCCUCCGAGUCGACGCUGACAAAACGGAACUGCUGCUAUUUACCAGAAAAUAUAAACCUCCACCCUUUCGACUUCCCAAAUUAAAAAACCACGUUCUUCCGCUCUCAUCGGAAGUUAUGUAUCUUGGAGUGAUACUUGACUCCAAGCUCCAUUGGAAGCAACACAUUGACAAUCGGGUAAAGAAGGCCAGCAUACCUUCUACUCCUGCAAAUCUAUGUUCGGUAAACAAUGAGGACUCAAGCCACAGGUCGAGCUGUGAAUGUACAACGCAGUGGUUUUGCCACUUUUAACGUAUGGAUGCCUGGUUUGGUUAGAAGGAAGGGCUAUAAUAUCACUAAACUGGGGAGGGUGCAAAGAACUGCAUGUAUUGGCAUAACCGGAUCAUGUAAAACUUGUCCCAGUGCUGCCCUAAAUGUUGUUUUGCACUUACUUUCUAUCGACUUUUACGUUAUUUCCAUCGCAGCUCAAAAUGCAAUUAGACUAAUGGAGAUUAGCCUCUGGAGGCAAUCUCUCAAGGGACAUGGUAGCAUUUUCAGGCAGUUAACACCGUAUUUCUCCGAGCUAGAGUUAGAGGCUCGUGCUAGGGCAAUCUUCCAAAUAGGCAGGAUUGGAUCGAGGGGAAAAUCUGUAGCGAAGCUUGCACCUCUGUCUUCACUGACGGUUCCAAGAUGGAAUCGGAAAUCGGAGCAGGGGUUUUCUCUAAAUCGGCCAAUUUAUUUAUCUUCUUUAAACUACCGAAUACUGUUAAUGUUUUUCAAGCAGAAGUCAUUGCGAUCCUGCAGGCAUGCAAAAUGCUUAGGGAAUGCGGGAGCGAGGAAGAUAUUAACAUUUUCUCCGAUAGUCAAGCCGCGAUUAAGGCUCUGACGACGUCAUGGUGAAGAUUGAAAGUAGUAAACUCCUGUAAGGAGGAGAUGAAAUCUCUUGGGUAAUCUUUCAAAUCUCGCAAGGAAUAUUUCUCUAAUCUGGGUUCCAGAACAUGGGAACAUAGAGGGAAACGAAACUGCUGAUGAACUUGCCAAAAGGGGCCUGAAUUGGCCUCAGAAACCUCCUACCCGAUCAUCGGCAUCCCCCUGACACUUGCUAAAGGGGAAUUGCACAACUCAUUUCUCAGGAAAGCAUGGAUCAGAUGGAGCUCCAUUUCUUCGUGUGGUAUUUCGAAAAUCCUAUGGCCUCAGUACAAUAGACGGAGGACGCAGAUAGUCCUGGAGACUCCACGCCAUUCAAUUUCCAAAGUCGUACCUGUACCGAUCACUGGACUAUCGCCACACACGCAGAAAUGUUAGAUCUUCCAUUUAAUCUCCAUUGAAGAAGCUGUGGAAACCUUUCAGAGAAGGAGACUGUUGAACAUUUUCUCUAUAAAUGUCCGAGUUUGGCAGCUAGACGAUUGAGGUCCUUUCUUCGACACCCUGGGGCAGUGCGCCAACCUAAAUACCAUCAAUCUUCUCUAUUAUAUCAACAGCCCUGACUGGCUUCAGUACUACUUGAGGAGUGCCAGACUGGGACUGCAACCAUUUCACCUCCCUACCUAAGUGUUUACAAAGUAACAAAUUUGUCCCACAAAAAGAAAAACUAGAGCUUCCCGACGUCGUGCUGUACGCAACUCUAUCCAGAAAUAUCAACUCGCUAUCGAUCCCAAGAACUCAACAUUUCACGAGCCGGCCUGAUGUGAAUUGUUCGUGAAACUCUCGGGCUAUUCACACAGAAGGUACAAAUUACUCAGUUGGAUUGUUCUAUUCAGUUCGGCAUCUUAGUAGUCGUAGCAUCGCCCAGGAGCUAAAGAUCGACCAUACAAUAGUUGUAAACCAUUUGCUCAAAGCUGGAUUCAAGAAGAAGCUCGAUGUUUGGGAGCCACACCAAUUAACACCAAAAAACAGGAGGGAUCGAAUUUCCAUCUGCGAAGCCUGGACUAAGCAGCUCAACGGUAGUCAAAGCAGGACUAAUGGCCAGCGAGGUUCUACUGUGUAUUUGAUGGGGCUUGAAAAGAAUCAUUUACUAUGAGUUGCUUCCGUAUGGCCAAACACUAAAUUUAGAUCUCUACUGUCCACAACUGAACCGUUUGAAGCUAGCGAUUGAUCAGAAACGACCAGAAUUGGCCAACAGAAGAGGUUUUGCCUUCCAUCAGGGCAAAGCAAGGCUACCCACGUCUGUAGUGACUCGCCAAAAACUCGGGAAGCUUGGUUGGGAAGUUUUAAUGCAUCCACAAUAGAGUCCGGACCUGGCACCAAGCAAUUACCACC
This is a messenger RNA of Anastrepha obliqua, 3984 nucleotides long. RefSeq names its product serine protease persephone-like. The transcript is spliced from 6 exons. Gene Ontology annotation, biological process: proteolysis. Gene Ontology annotation, molecular function: serine-type endopeptidase activity. The record is from RefSeq and is a predicted model, not a curated record. Lineage: Eukaryota; Metazoa; Arthropoda; Insecta; Diptera; Tephritidae. The coding region runs from base 215 to 1441 and encodes 408 amino acids.